Messenger RNA from Colletotrichum godetiae, 990 nucleotides. RefSeq lists its product as uncharacterized. Gene Ontology annotation, molecular function: hydrolase activity, acting on ester bonds. Lineage: Eukaryota; Fungi; Ascomycota; Sordariomycetes; Glomerellales; Glomerellaceae. The transcript has 3 exons. The record is from RefSeq and is a predicted model, not a curated record. The coding region runs from base 37 to 990 and encodes 317 amino acids.
AGUUGACCCAGGUAAACUGGAAAGCCCAUAGUCAGCAUGGUUUCAUCAUUCUCCAGUUUCCGAUUGCUGCUGUUACUUCUCGGCCUCGCCACGCAUGAUGCCGCAGCAGUAUAUCCAGGCUUGGCUGGCCUGAACACACUCUUCACGUUUGGAGAUUCUUAUACGAGGACUGGAUUUUAUGCCACUCGCGACCAGCCCUCCAUCGUCAAUCCCCUUGGUAAUCCAACGUACCCGGGCCCUACCAGCGCAAACGGACAAAACUGGAUCCAAUAUCUCACCACCAAGCAUAAUGCAUCGCUGCUGCUGACCUACAACUUCGCGCAGAGCGGUGCCACCGUCGACACCACUCUUGUGACGUCCAGCAUCGACGUUGUAAGCCAAGUUGAAAAUGGGUUCAUCCCCAACUACACCGGGAACAACCAGACUUGGGGUGCUGACUCUUCUUUGUUCGGUUUCUUCAUCGGAAUCAAUGACAUUGGGAAAUCUUAUACCAAUGGCAACUCCACGGACCUUCACCCGCUAAUCUUUGAUAGAUAUGCGGAGUUGGUGGAAGAAGUCUACGAGGCGGGUGCCCGUAACUUCCUCUUCCUCAACGUACCUCCACUUGAGCGGAUGCCGAGAACAACCCAGUCCAGUGCGGCUGGAGAGCGCAUUCCUCUUGAAAAGGCUGCGGUUGAGGAUUGGAAUGAGCGCCUUGGCGUGUUGGUCAACGACUUGCGAGAGACUCACGGAGAUGUGACCAUGUUCCAAUACGACACGUAUGGAUUGUUUGACAGGGUGAUAGAUACGCCUGGCCGUUACAAAGAAACUGCGGUUUACAAGAACACGACGACAUACUGUUCGGCAUACCAAAAUGGAACACCUGAGCCAGACACUAAGUGGGAUAAUUGCACCUAUGCUGCCAAUGAGUAUAUGUGGAUCAAUAGUCUUCAUCCAACAUCACCCGUUCACUUGGCACUGGCAAGGAGUAUCUCGAGAGCUUUGGCUUGA